AUGGCCUCGCAGGUAAUAUCGCUUGGCAAGGGUUGGUAUUGGAAGGAUCGCGACGCAGCAUCCUAUGUUUCCGUGGUAAACGAGCUCCCUCAAGAUGCACCCGGGACCAGUUCUCCUUGGACGGCAGCACAGAACUUCCCGUCCGAGAUUCACGCCGAGCUCAUGAAGGCGGGACGUAUCCCCGACCCCUUCAUUGGCUUUAACGAACACGACGUGCAAUGGGUGGGCGAAAGAGAGUGGCUGUACUACUGCUCGUUCGCCCUUCCUGACGGCACGCAGAAGGCUCUACAUGCUGAACUGCAAUUCGAGGGCUUGGACACCAUAUGCGAUGUCUACCUGAAUGGCGAACUCGUUUUGUCAACGGACAACAUGUUCCGCCUCUACACCGUUCCUCUGGACGUAGCCUCCCUCCGGUCAGGCGGGAACAGCAUUCUUCUCCAUUUCAAGCCUGCAAAGCUCAUCGCGAAGGAGCUGGAAGCAAAAUACGGUCGCGUGCGUGCUGGGUCGACCAACCUUGGGGAUCCGAGUCGUGUGUACGUGAGGAAGGCACAGUAUGGCUGGCGCUGGGACUGGGGCCCGGAGCUCAUGACCUGCGGCCCUUACCGACCCAUCAACCUACUUGUUUACACAACGCAUAUAUCGACUCUCUACGCUCGCGCCGCUGUCUCAGCCGCUCCAUCUCUUGUACCUUCCCUAGCCGUGGAUGUCGAUAUCUCUGGGGAGAUUGCGAAGGCGAAGAGCGUGCGCGUCAUUCUCAGAAAGGACGGCUCGGACGAUGUCCUCAAGCAACAAGAUGUCCCGAUACCGGAGGGCUCGGCGUGGGACUUGCAGGGUGCGGUGGACCUCUGGUGGCCUAUCGGAUAUGGCGUACAGAAUCUGUAUUCCGUGGAAGUGGCUUUGCUCGCUGAGGACUCUACUGUGCUAGACAUCGCCACGAAGCGGAUAGGCUUCCGUCGUGUAGAGCUUAUUCAAGAGCCCCUGCAGGAGCCGGACCAGUAUGGCAAAGGGACAACCUUCCUGUUUGAGGUGAACGGCGUUCGAAUGUUCAUGGGCGGCUCGAACUGGAUCCCCGCACACAGCUUCCUCACUGAGCUCACGCCCGAGCGGUACAGAGCGUGGCUCACCCUUCUCAGAGACGGGAAUCAGAACAUGGUCAGGCUGUGGGGUGGCGGUGUCUACGAACCAGAUGUGUUCUACGACACUUGCGACGAGCUCGGGAUACUGGUGUGGCAAGACUUCCAGUUUGCUUGUGGUGUCUACCCUGCGCACGACGAGUUCGUGGAGAAUGCAAAGAAGGAGGCGGAGGACAACGUCAAGCGGCUGAGGCAUCACCCUUCUCUCGCACUGCUCUGUGGCAAUAACGAAGAUUAUCAACAAGUGCUGCAGUGGGGCGGUAUAUCGGACCUCCCUGCACGUCGUAUCUACGAACAUGUCUUACCCGAGGUGGUGGAAAGACUCACCAAUCCGCCUAUUCCGUACCAUCGUGGAUCACCGUACGGCGGCGAAGAGUGGGAUACCACUGAUCCCACUGUAGGCGACGUCCAUCAAUGGGAUAUCUGGGCAGGGAAGGAGCGGCCAUGGCAGGAGUACGGCGAGCGCGGGGGUCGUUUCGUCAGCGAGUUUGGAAUCCCGUCGUUCCCGGAUAUCAGGACAGUCGAUUACUGGCUCGGCGGAAACACGGAGGAGAGGCGCGCACAGAGCAAGUUGAUGGCUCAGCAUAACCGGGCUGGAAACCACGAACGACGGUUCGCGAUUUUGAUGAAUGAGAACUUCAGGUUUACUAGCAAUCUCGAGGGGCAUGUGUACAACACACAGCUGAUGCAAAGCGAGGCUGUGAGCUUCGCGUACAGGGUGUGGAGGAGGGCUUGGAAGGGAAGAGGUAAAGAAUAUACAUCUGGCGCACUGGUCUGGCAGCUGAACGAUUGUUGGCCGGUUACAUCAUGGGCCAUCGCGGACUUCUUCCUGCGUGCAAAGCCCGUGUAUUAUGCGAUCAAGAGGGAGCUCGCGCCUCUGAGCGUCGGGAUUCUUCGGACAGUUCACAACAAUCGAGGAAACGACCGACCAAAACAGUUUUACGAGUUCGGGGCGUUCCGCUCUAUCGAAGCCACUAUCGAGGUGUGGGCUUGCAACAGCACCCUUUGGCCUCGACAAGUCAAGUUGAUCCUACACUUUGCGGACCUGGAAUCCUCGUGGACCUACCAACAGGAAUCUGUCGUAACAUUGCUCCCGAAUCAAUCAACUGAACUGUUUCAGAUCCCUUGCCCUGGCCCGCCUUCGACGACGUCCGGUCGCCUCGGACCCGGCCUCACGACGUCGUACACAGUCGUCGCAGCUGCCCGACUGGUUGAUCUUCAAACUGGCGAUGUCCUGGCCCGAUAUGUGGAUUGGCCUCAGCCGUUCAAGUACAUCGACCCGCCUCGACCUGAACUUCAGUUCGACCGCGUAGGCGAGCACAUCUCCGUGCGAGCAGAUAGGCCUGUCAAGGGCUUAUUCCUGACUGCUGAGGACGAUGUUGCGAACCUUGUCCUCUGGAGUGACAACGCGCUGGAUCUGAUGCCUGGAGACGAGCAAGUAGUGGUUGCGAGAGGCGCGAAGGACAGCGUGGUCAAGUACACUCACAUCAUCGGGUCCGACCAGACAUAUGUUAUAUAG
Molecule: messenger RNA, 2652 nt
Organism: Fomitopsis serialis
Lineage: Eukaryota; Fungi; Basidiomycota; Agaricomycetes; Polyporales; Fomitopsidaceae
Product: glycoside hydrolase
Exons: 18
Coding region: 1-2652 (883 amino acids)
Biological process (GO): carbohydrate metabolic process; glycoprotein catabolic process
Molecular function (GO): beta-mannosidase activity
Source: RefSeq, a predicted model, not a curated record